This is a messenger RNA of Raphanus sativus (radish), 2758 nucleotides long. RefSeq lists its product as uncharacterized. The record is from RefSeq and is a predicted model, not a curated record. Gene Ontology annotation, molecular function: zinc ion binding. NCBI's taxonomy places the organism in Eukaryota, Viridiplantae, Streptophyta, Magnoliopsida, Brassicales, Brassicaceae. The transcript has 2 exons. The coding region runs from base 136 to 2607 and encodes 823 amino acids.
CUUCAAUUCUUACACCAACCAAUAUCUUUCAUCAAACUUUUUUACUGUUGCGAGAUUGGACGAAAAACAGAAAAGAGAAGCAUAAACAUCCACAACAAAUUGUGUAUCUUCCUCCAUAGAUGAACUUGGGUAACUAUGGAUAACAACAGACGUGUGGUGAUAUAUUUUGAUCACGGAGGUAGUUAUUCAGAUGUGGGAGAUGAAGUUCGAUGGAAACGGAAAGACCGACAUAUUUCUACUUUAGUGUUUACGAUGAGAAGUGACGAGGAGGUGACUUACUCUCAGUUGGUUGAUAGAAUAUGCAGGAAAAUGAAAAUUGAUGUAGCUUCGUCCAGGAUUCAGCUGAGUUACUUUCCCUUUGGAAUGGAUGAUAAGAGGCCAUGUUACAUCUUCGAUGAUGAAGAUGUUUUAGGAUAUUUAUUGGAAGUCGAAAAAAAUCAGAGGCGUAGUGUCUUGCACGUGGAGCUCAUAGAAUUUGUCUUACAAAACCAAAGUAACGAGAUGUUUUCUAGAGAUGAGGGAAUUCUUAGUGAUGCAAGAGCUAUUGAUGAUAUGGCCGGUCUUAAGGAGUUGGCGACUAUUCCUCAUAUUCAAGAGGAUGAGAAUGAGAAAGUCGAUGAAGUGGGUACUGGAAGAGAUGAUAUGGAGAAUUUGGCGGUUGUUACACCAAUUGGAACACCAGUUGUACAUUUCGAGUGGGAUGACGGUAUUGACAUGGCUUUGCACCAAGAAUUUGAAACUAAGGAUGAAGUGAGAGAUUUAGUGGACAAAGCUGUGCAUAAGAAUUGUUUUGAGGUUCAUAUAGUGAAGUCGGCGCCUCGCCUUUACGUAUUAAAGUGUCGUGGGGUUGGUUGCAAAUGGUAUGUACGAGCUGCAAAGCUGGCAAAGUCGGAUUUUUUCACUAUAAGGACAUAUCGGAAGAUGCAUACUUGCGUCAGGAUAGAGGAAAGUGCAACUAAGAAGGGGAAAAGUGGCACACCAAGCUUGGUCGCAUCUGUGCUGCAAGCUGAUUAUCCAGGAAAAUACAAGACUCCAGCACCAAAGGAUCUCAUAGAUUUGGUUAAGAACAAACUGGGUGUUACGGUUUCGUAUGCUACGGCUUGGAGGGGAAAAUACAAAGCUAUCAAUGAUAUGCGUGGUAAUCCAACAGAGAGUUUUGCUAGACUGCCGUCUUACUUGCACAUGUUGAAAAUGUUGAAUCCUGGUACUGUUACGCACUUACUAGUGGAUGAGAAGAACGAGUUUAAGUAUGUGUUCUUUGCACUCGGAGCUUGCAUUGAAGGGUUUAAUUCCAUGAGGAAAGUGAUAAUUAUGGAUGGAACUCAUUUGAAGGGUGUGUAUAAAGGAGUGCUUCUUAUUGCCACUGCUCAGGAUCCAGAUCAUCAUCAUUAUCCUCUCGCUUUUGCUGUAGUAGAUGGUGAGAAAAAUGCAAGUUGGAGAUGGUUUUUGUCUACAUUGAAAACCUUGAUACCAGAUGAUCCUCAGCUUGUAUUCUGUACUGAUAGAAACCAAAGCAUCAUCAAGACAGUACACGAGGUCUACCCACUGGCGAUCCAUGGAUAUUGCAUAUAUCACUUGGCUAAUAAUGUGAAAGGAGCAUGCAGCAAUGUUAGGAAAGAUGUGGUUGCUCAUAAGUUCAAAAAAAUUGCUGGUAUUUACACAGAAAAAGAGUUUAGAAGAAAAUAUACUGAUUUCAGAAGAAUGUAUCCUCAAGCUGCCAAGUAUCUGGAUGAGAGUGUUGAUGAGACCAAAUGGGCAAGAUGUCAAUUUCCAGGAGCAAGGUACAAUAUAGAUACAACCAACACUGUUGAAUCUAUGAAUGGUGUUUUCAAGGAAGAAAGGAAAUAUGCAUUGCUGCCAAUGAUUGAUCAGAUCGUGGGGAAGAUCAUAGAAUGGUUUAACAAAUACCGACAAAUUUCUGUAGGGGUUCCACAGAGGCAGCUACUUGUCCCACAUGUGCAUGCGGAAUUGCAUGCGAACUGUCCGAUUGCAAGAACACUUCGUGUGGAGGUGCUAAACACAUUUGAACGCACGUACAAUGUUACUGGUACGGACGGGAAAGGUUAUUUGGUUGAUUUGAUCAACAAAAGAUGUCACUGUCGGCAUUUUGAAAUUGAUCGAUAUCCUUGUGUGCAUGCACUUGCUGCUAUCAUGAAGUAUUGUAAAACUACAACAGAUGAUACACUGGAGCAGUUGGUUGAAAAUUAUUGUUCUAAGUAUUAUUGGAUGGAGCAGUGGACAUUAGCAUAUUGUAGAACAAUAUAUCCAGUGCCUCAUCAUUCAUCCUGGCAAGUUCCUCAAGAAAUACAAUCUCAGGUUGUUUUCCCGCCGUAUGUGGACAAAAAGAAAGGAAGACUACAAACUACGAGAUUUCCAUCUGCGGGAGAAUACCGGAGGAAGAGAAAGAAAACAUAUCCACCAUUCUCAGAGUGGCUUGGUGACAGCAGCGACAAAGAUGACAGCGAUAACGAUGACAUCGACUACGAAGAAAGCAACAGUGAGGGAAGUGACAGUGAGGGAAGUGGCAGCGAGGAAAGUGGCAGCGAGGAAAGUGGCAGCGAAGGAAAUGGCGACGAGAGAGGUGGCAACGAAGGAAUUGAUGAAUGAGUCUUACUUAUGUGUUAUGAAAAUUUUUUAUGUGUUUUGAGUCUUAUGUAUGUGUAAUCAAACUUAUUUAUGUGUUGUAGGACUUAUUUAUGUGUUGUGAAACUUAUUUAGAUGAUGUAGAACUUAUUUAUGUAAUGUGUUGUUUCUGAUA